This is a messenger RNA of Fragaria vesca subsp. vesca, 1455 nucleotides long. RefSeq names its product U-box domain-containing protein 26-like. NCBI's taxonomy places the organism in Eukaryota, Viridiplantae, Streptophyta, Magnoliopsida, Rosales, Rosaceae. The record is from RefSeq and is a predicted model, not a curated record. Gene Ontology annotation, biological process: protein ubiquitination. Bases 30 to 1277 code for a protein of 415 amino acids. The transcript has a single exon. Gene Ontology annotation, molecular function: ubiquitin protein ligase activity.
CACAGAGAGCCUUCUCCGAUUUAGCAACCAUGCCGGGCAGUUUAGAGCCGCUGGAUUUAGUCGGGGUGCAGAUUCCCUACCACUUCAGGUGUCCGAUCUCUUUAGAGCUCAUGCGCGACCCGGUUAUCAUCAGCACCGGCCAGACCUACGACCGCCACAGCAUUGAGUCCUGGGUCGCCACCGGCAACACCACCUGCCCCGUCACCCGGACCCAACUCGCCGACUUCACUCUUAUUCCCAACCACACGCUCCGCAGGCUCAUCCAGGAGUGGUGCGUCGCCAACCGCUCUUUCGGCGUCGAGAGAAUCCCGACGCCGAAGCAGCCUGCGGACCCGACUCUGGUCCGGUCGCUCUUAUCGCAGGCCGGGUCGCACUCCAACCCGUACCCGUCCCGGCUCGCCGCGCUGCGACGCCUCAGAGGCCUGGCUCGUGAUUUGGAUAAGAAUCGGGCUAUAAUCUCCUCCCAUAUCAGCGCGCGGGAAAUCCUCGUGAAUAUUGUCUUCGGCGACUCCGGCCCGGAUUCCGAGCUCAACCGCGAGGCGCUGGCGCUUCUGGUGAUGUUGCCGCUUGCGGAGUCGGACUGCGUGGCGGUGGCGUCGGACCCGGACCGGGUCGGGUUCCUGGCGCGGCUCCUGUUCCAUAACUCGAUGGAGGUCCGGGUCAACUCGGCCGCGUUGAUCGAGAACCUCCUGGCCGGGUCGCGGACGGCGGAGCUCCGGGCGCAGAUCAGCAAUGUGGACGAAAUCCACCACGGCGUGAUCGAGAUUCUCCGCAACCCGAUCGCCCAUCCACGCGCCUUGAAAAUCGGGAUCAAAGCGCUUUUCGCGCUGUGCCUGGUGAAGCAGACGCGCGACAAAGCCGUCGCAGCCGGGGCGCCGGAGACGCUGAUCAACACCCUCGCGGACUUCGAGAAAUGUGACUCAGAGAGGGCGCUGGCGACGAUAGAGCUGCUGUGCAGGGUCCCCGAGGGCUGCGCAGCGUUCGCGGCGCACGCGCUGACGGUGCCGCUGCUGGUGAAGACGAUACUGAAGAUCUCGGACAGGGCGACGGAGUACGCGGCGGGGGCAUUAUUGUCAUUGUGCUCGGAGUCGGAGCAGAGCCAAAACGACGCCGUGGCGGCGGGGAUUAUGACGCAGCUGUUGCUGCUGGUGCAGAGUGAUUGCACGGACCGGGCCAAGCGGAAGGCGCAGCUGCUGCUCAAGCUUCUUCGGGAUUCGUGGCCCGAAGAUUCUGUCGGAAAUUCUGAUGACUUUGUUUGCAGCGACGUCGUUUGGUAGUUUUUCUUUUUCUUUUUCUUUUUUCAUUUUCUUCCUCAGUAAUCUCAAAUUUUUUUUAUAAUUUUUAGGCUAAGAAAAAAAACACAAAGGGAGGUGGUAGAUUUUGGUAUAUAAAGGGAUGUAAUUUACUAAUUUUUGUAUGUAAAAAUUCAUUGUUUAGAAGCAGAAUGAGCAGAUG